CAGGAAGCGCCAUGGAGCUUCCAAAAGGGGCCAAGAUUACACAUGCCGGACUGCUGCAGCACACACCGGAUGGAAAGACGGAACUGCAGAAGAUCACCCAGGCCGGGCUGGUGGCCCGUUCGCCCGAAGGUACGGCUGCGAAAGGGAUGAACAUUCGCGGCAAUGAGGACCUAUGGGUUGAGAUCCAGGCAAACACGUUCAAGAACUGGGUGAAUGAACACCUGCGGGAAUCCGGGCUUCAGGUGAUUGAAUUUCACGAGGACUUUUGCGAUGGAACGCUACUCUGCGCACUGGUGGAAGGUUUACAGAAGCGCCCGCUUAAACCCUCCUGGAACAAGCGGCCAGCCAAUCAGCAUCACUUCCUAGAGAACGUUACCACAGCACUCAACGCGAUCGAGGCGGACGGUGUAAAGCUCGUCAACAUUGGCAAUGUGGACAUUGUGAAUGGAAAUGUGAAACUGAUCCUCGGUCUUAUAUGGUCGUUGAUCGUACGGUAUCAGAUUGGACGAAGCAAGUUCCCACCGCGCAAGCUGAUGCUCGCCUGGUUACAGGCCGCCCUGCCCGACUGUAAGGUUAGCAAUCUGACCACGGAUUGGAACAGCGGUGUGUUGCUGUCGGCCCUGCUGGACUACUGUGAGCCGGGUCUGUUCACACACUGGCGCACGCUUAAUCAGAACGAUUCCGUACGCAACUGUGAGCGUGCAAUGAACCUUGCGUACGAACGGUUCGGUAUACCGAAGGUCCUGGAACCGGAGUACCUUGCAUCGAGAUGGUUGGAUGAGCUGUCCGGCAUGACGUAUCUGUCGUACUUUAUGCGACCUGGUGGACCGGGCUAUAACGCGACGAUGAAGUGGGUUAAUGGACAGAUCAAGCGUCCUGUUACCAACUUUACGAGUGAUUUCAAUGAUGGCAAAGUGUUUUGUGAAAUCAUCAAAGAUCUCGGUGGACCUGUACCCGAACCGGCGAAGCUCAGUUCUGAUCCAUCCCAGUGGGAAAACAACCAGCAGAAGGUGAUUGACGGUGGGCUAAAGCUUGGCGUCAAGCCAGUACUCUCCGCGAAAGAUAUGGCCACAGCCGACGAGGAGCAUCUGGGUGUGAUGGCGUACACGACCUGGCUGCGUUGGGUAAUUCCACGUCCUCCCCUUGCCAACAUGCUUACCGUGCAUCUGGACAGUACUUCGGGUCGGGUGGGCGAACCGACGGAGUUCCGCGUUGAGGCACUGUCGCGCGAUGUGGACAUGUCAAAGGUGAAGGCGUACAUCAGCAUGCCCAACACGAACAUACUGCACCAGGUGCGGUUGGGAUCGCGUGGUGAGGGAACCUUUGUGCCAGAUAAGUACGGCAUGCACGAGAUCGUACUCGAGAUCGACGAUAACCAACUUGGUGGACACUUCUUCCGGGUACUCCCAAGGCUUGUACACGUCGCCCCGCCUGGUAUGGCCCCGUGCGCCCUCGGAAGCCUUGUGGAAGUGCUGGUCAACGCAACCGGUGCACCGAAAACUGAGGACAUUCUAGUGACCGCCUACAGUCCUUCCGGGCGUCCGCUCAAGUGUCCGUUGAAGAAGAUCGAGGAAGGACAUAGUGCCAUUUUCAAGCCGGAUGAAGCCGGCGUUUGGGAAAUUGCCAUAACAUAUCAGGGUCGCCACAUCCAGGGCGGCCCAUUCACGUGUGCCGUGUUCGAUCCGAGCGGUGUAUCCGUGCACGGGCUGGACGGUGCCAUGCCACUAAGGGCUCACUCCUUUGAGGUGGAUGCCCGCGGUGUUGGAGUGAGUGGCGAACUGCACGUGGACAUUGUGCACGAAAAGCGCUCACUCGUCUGCUCGGUCGAGAAGCUGCAGGAGAACAAGUACCAGGUCACAUUUAUGCCACGCUCCAAUGGCAAGCAUCGGGUGUACGUUUACUUCAACGGAUAUGACGUCAAGGGAUCACCCUUCAUCAUGAAGGUUGGCUCGAAAGGAAGAUCCGGCAAGACACGCACUAGUCCACACCAGCACGAUGGAAAGCUGCGCUCGGAGAGUCCCUCCUACCAUUUCAAUUCGUCCUCGUUGACGCGCAAGACCGACAGCUCAUCGUUGCGUCGAGAUAUUUACUCGCCCACGACGGUACCGAAGUCGGGCUCUCGGUCACCACAAGACUAUGAGCCUGGCUUCAUCAAAAGCUCCACAAAGGAGACAUACACGAGUCGGGUUAUGUCGCCGGCAAGGCAUAGUCCUUCGCCGAAGCUAAUCUUCCCCACAACGGAGACCGAUUAUGGGGGAUUUCGUCGCAGUACCGAGCUACUGUCGCAACGUCGCGAUUCGGACGAGUUGAAGAGUCCGGUUCGUCUUUCCGAUGAGGGUGCAAGUUCGUACGUUAAGACAAUACGAACCGAAAACCACACAACGAAAACGAUCCGUACGAUGCUGGAUUCCGACAGCCCAAUCGCACAUAUCCGUGCCAGUCCGGGGUUGAAGAGCCCACAGACAGUAUCGGCCACGUUGUUGGACACCCGUGCCGCAACCAGCAGUCCCAAACCGUUGAUCACAACCACCAGUACGAGCACGUCCAGCACACGCUACAUUCCAUUGUCGGUGACGGAACAGCGCGUGGCGAGCCCAAUUGCAAUGCACGAAAAGUCCAACGGUACGUACAAGGUGACGGAACGCAACUCGACCUACAAAUCUACCGUAACCCGAGACGUCGUGCGCGACAGUCCCACGUUCGAGCGCGUACUCCGCAGUCCGCCGACGACUUCCACCAACGUGGUGGACUACUCGUCCAACAUCAAGGUGAACGCUAGCGGUGCCAACGGUGGACAACCCUCCCGGCGGGACAGUUACGACGUGAUCAAUAAGACGAAGCAUCUGUUCUCGCAGAACUCACUCGAAUCGCUGGCAAAUUUAACGGAACGGCAACUCAACACCGAUCUAACGUACGACCGCUCAACGCUCGACAACCAGACGGAAAAGAAUACACAGUUUAACAAGUUUUCGCUUGGCACUGAAACACAGCCCAAGCGUCCGAUCAUUGAAGACGAGGGACUGUACCGCGCUGGUGGAUAUCUCAAAAACUAUCGUACCGAGUCUAACGAAAAGUACGAACGAAUCAGUUCGUCUCAGCUGAAGAGUGGUUUCGAACCGAUCGGACGGGAUGUGAGUGGCGCACGUGCCAUUCGCGUCCAGGAUAUUCCUGACGGUGUGCUCGGUCGUCCGGUUGAGUUUGAAAUCGAUGGAUCGCAAGCCGGUUCGGGAAACUUGGAGAUCCUCGUCAACGGUGGACGGGUAACGUCGGCAGUCAGAGCACUCGGCAAUCAGCGCUUCAUCGCUAGUUUUACUCCGCACGAGUCUGGCACGCACACCGUACAGAUCACCUUCAACGAGGAAACCGUUCCCGGCUCACCUUGGAAUAUCAACAUAAUGUCGUCACCAGGGCUCACGGCUCUCGGUGAGUCCACGCGGUUAGUGCCGGCGAAUCUGCCGGCGGUUUUUGAGGUGCUGCCGCCCCCGGGCGCCUCGAUCCGCGGCAGCGACUGUGUCGCGACCGUGCUGUCCCCGAGCAAGACGAAAGUGUCCGCCCGCGUAACGCACGAGUCCGCCAACGGUGCGCUCCGCAUCGAGUUUGUCCCGUCGGAGGUCGGCACGCACAUUGUUGAAGCGUCGAUCGGUGGCACCACCCUCGUCGGUGGUCCACUCAUCGCCAAAGUGUACGACUCGAGCCUGAUCCAGGUGACGGACGUGAACGGCGGUGUCGUCGGACAGCCGUGCCAGUUCCGCGUGGAUGCCAGUGCCGCCGGUGAAGGUCAGCUCGAGAUUUCGAUCAACGAGGGUGAAGUGCCGAACCAUGUGCAGGUGGUUGGUGGUGGUCGCUGUCUGGUAUCAUUCACACCGGAGCAAGCAAAGCCACAUCUGAUCGAUAUUAAGUUUAACGGCGAAACGGUGAUUGGCUGUCCGUUUGUAUGCUCGGUUGCUGAUACGAGCCGGGUGUUGUUGAACUUGACCAAUCUCGAGCUGAUCCCGGUUAAUAGGCCCGCCUCGUUCCACAUCACUGUGAGCGGUGGUGGUGCGGCUGAGCUGGCCGUUAGUGUGCGGGGGCCACAGGGUGAGCUACCGGUGCGUGUAACUGGAGACAUUCAUGCUGGCUUUACGGCCGAAUUUACCCCGAACCAUGUCGGUGCACACACGAUCAAUGUGGAGUACAACGGGUAUCCGGUACAGGGAACUCCGUUUGUAGCUAAAUCGUACGACGCAACCAAGGUAGCGGUGGGAUCCGUAUCGAAAGGUACGGUUGGCCGGCCGGUGCAAUUCACCGUUGACGCCGGUGACGCGGGUGAAGGUAAUCUCGAAAUUACCAUCUCCGCCAAGGGUCACAACAUUCCCACGCAGGUGCAUCCACAAGGAAAUGCCAAAUUCGCCGUUUCGUUCGUACCGGCCGAACCGUGCGAGCACAUCAUCAACGUGUCGUUCAACAAAAUGCUUGUCCCCGGUUGUCCGAUCACGGUCAUCAUCAACGGUGGUACGACCGGACCGCAGGUUUCGCUCGGCGGUCCGGGACCACUGCACAUGCCCAACUCACUGGUCAUCAACCACGCCGGAGGCCGCCUGGAGGAUAUCGAAGUGAACGUCGAAGGCCCCUCCGGUCAUUCCGUACCGGCGCAGGUCUUACAGACGGCCGAUGGCGUAUUUAAGGCCGAGUUUGUGCCACGCGUUGUUGGCGAACAUCGGGUCAGCGUUACCGUCGAGGGACAACCGACCGUUGGCAGCCCGUACUCAGCGAAGGUUUACGAUGUAACGGCGAUCAAGGUAAAGAACGUUAACAAUGGAACCGUCGGGAAGCCGGUCGUAUUCUUGGUGGAAACAUCACAGGCCGGACCGGGCAAUCUGGAGGUGACAGUCAAUGGUGGGCGCGUACCGACGUCAGCACAGGCGCAGGGUCAACACACUUACGCGAUCAGCUUCACGCCCCGCGAGGCACAGAACCAUACGGUGGAGCUGCGGUUCAACGGGCAGGACGUACCGGGCAGUCCGUUCACCUGUAAGGUAUCACCAGCAGCACGCAUCGUCAGCAGCGAUCUUACCGAUAAGGUAAGCGUAGGACACAUGUUUGACUUUGUCGUCGAGUCGGAUAUAGCUCCCGUCGUCGAAGUGCUCGGCCCUGCACGUCGUCCCGUACGGGCGGAGAUCGUUCCAGCCGCUUCGGCCGGUUAUCGCGUCAAGUUCGAACCGGUGGAAGUUGGAGACCAUUCCGUCGAAGUUCGCUUGCCGGGCAGUGGGCACGUCGAAGGCAGUCCCUUCCUGCUGAAGGCUUACUCCGCCGAAAAGGUCGUCGUCACAGACAUCCGCCCGGGUGUGGUAGGUAAAAGCGUAAGCUUUGGCAUCAACGCCAGCCAGGCGGGUGCAGGAAAUCUGGAAAUUAUCGUAGCCGUUGGAGGGAAGAACGUACCGAACUUUGUCCAAUCGGAAGGAAACGCUCGAUUCAAGGUGAACUUCAAACCAACGGAAGCUGCCACCCAUUCGCUGUCGGUGCGUUUUAACGGAUAUCCCGUCCCGGGAUCACCCUUCGCCUGCCACGUUACCCAUGCACCGGUAUCACUCUCGAAAGCCAUCGCAACGGGUGAAUGUCUCCGGCAAGCACCGGUAAAGAGUGCCAGCGUGUUCGAGCUGGAAGGAUUCGACGGGAUCGAUCCGCAGGUGCUGAUUACCUCACCGUCCGGUGACACUGUUACAUCACGCGUAAACUACCAAGAUGACGUCCAUCUGGUGACGUUUGUGCCGACGUCCGUCGGACGACAUCUGAUCAGCGUCACGGCGAACGAUCAGCACAUCAACGGAUCGCCGUUCUCCUGCAACGUGUUCGAUGUGUCCCGGGUAUCGAUCAGUGGACUCGAUCCGCGCAACACCAUGGCAUCGUUGGGCGUACCGCUUACGUUCAGUGUGGAUGCGGCGGGUGCUGGUGAAGGAACGCUGGAACUCGUCGUUUCCACCGCCACAAGCACCGUCAAAGCGGAGGUGACCGCAUGCGCCCGGGGCCUGUACGAUGUGACGUUCAUACCGCAAAGCUGCGAACCACACUUUGUCAACAUCACCUUCAACGACCUGCCCGUCGACGGUAGUCCGUUCAGGUGCGAGGUCCAGCAAAACACCCAGAACGUCCAGGUUGGCAAUUCAACGCUUAUCGAACUGAUGGCCGAAGACCAGACGGUGGAAAUAUUCGACCCAGAGAACAAGCUCGUCCCGUUCACCCUUUCGCGCAAGGCGGCCGAGUUUAAGGCGGGCAAAAUCGGUCAGUAUGUGGUGCGGUACAUUGAUCAGGAAACGCGCAGCUUCAUCGCAGCUCGCACGAUCAACGUGUUCGAUCCGUCGAUGGUGAAAAUCGUGGAGGUGGGUGAGGCGUACUGUCACAAACCUGCCUCGUUGGUGGUGUCGACGAACGAAGCUGGCCAGGGUACGCUCACGUCGAUGGUGCGCUGCGGAGGGCUGGAAGUGCCACACUCGAUCCGUGGCACAGCGAACAGCGGUGUGUGGGAAAUCGUGUACCAUCCGACGCGUGUCGCACCGCACAAGAUCAUGAUCCUGUACAACCAGGUACCGAUCUCGAACAAAGCCAUCGAAAUCAAUGUUCUGGCACCGGCGAUGAGCAAAGAGAUCACCGUGAACGGAUUGGGUCUGUAUCAGGCUCGUGUGGGCAAGACAACUUCUUUCGCGAUCGAUACCGUCGGUCAUCCGGCGCGUGAGUUUGAUGUGGUCGUUUCGGGUCCGGGCGGUCAGGCACUGCCGGUCCGGUGCUAUCAAACGAAGGGUGGUCAUCUGCAGGCAGAGUUCACCGUGCAGAAAGUUGGUCAAUGUUUGAUUGAUGUUCUUCACCAAUCGAAACCAUUGAUGGGCAGUCCGUACACGUGCGAAUCAUACGAUCCGACAAAGAUUCAGCUACAGAAGGUGCCGAAGAUGAACCUGUGCGCCAACUCGCCUAUCUCGUGGAUUGUCCAAUCUGAGUCCGCCGGUGUCGCAGAAAUCGAGGUAACCGUCCUAUCCCCAACCGGACAGAACGUCCCCGUAAAACUCACCCAACAAGACGACUACGAACAUUCGAUCGAGUUCGUUCCGCAGGCGGCCGGCCACUACAAGGCCACGAUCAUGUACGGUGGCGAAGCGGUCCCCAACUCACCCAUCACCUUCGCCGUCCAAUCGGCCGGUGGUAAGAGCGAUAGCCAUGCGUCCGGAAACGGGCUCGAGGUUGCACACCGUGGCAAAGAAACGUCGUUCGUGGUGUUCUGUCCCACCACACCGAAUGUACAGAUCGAGCGAAGCGAUGAGCAGGCGGAACGGAUCGAACCCCGCAUCAAGAACAUGGGCAACAACCAGUGGAAGAUUUUCUACACGAUCCUCACGGUGGGACGGUACGAAAUUCGGGCGAGCUGCACAAACCGUGGCCCCCUGCCCGGUUCGCCCUGGAACAUUUCGUGUCUCGAUCCGGCCAAAGUGACACCGAUCGGUGGGUGGGGAUCGUUGCUGGAUGGAAGCGGGAAGUUGGUGCUUCCGAGCAAGAUCGUGUUCGAUACCAGUAUGGCCGGUCCGGGAGAGCUUACGUGCUACGUGGACGAUGCGGAGGUGAUGGUGGAGAAGCAGGGCAGCGGGAAGAGUGUUCUCUUCCUGUCGGACGAUGGAUUGAGCAAGGGAGAGCAUAGCUUUGAUCUGACCUGGUCCGGGCUGCCAAUUUCCCAGAGUCCCGGGUUCGUGUACGUAACCGGUAUGACGAUCGGAUCGGAUCGAGUAGUGUUAACGGGCCGCGGGCUAACAACGGCCCAGGUUGGUGAGGUGUCUCACUUCACCAUCGAUGCUACGGAUGCGUUGUCCGGCAAGCCGGAAGUGCACAUGUCGUACGAUGAUGGAGAAUCGCUUCCGGUCACACUGUUACAACCUCGGCCCAACGAGCUAAUCUGGCUGGCGUCGUACAACCCGCACAAAUCUACCGGUGGACCACUCAGUCUCGAGGUGGAAUGGAACGGAAGGAUCAUUAAAGGAUGCCCCCUGACGAUACCGGUCGGACCGGCCGUUGAUGCGGCGAAAGUGCUAUGCUCCGGUGAAGGUCUCCGGAAUGGAGUCGUUGGACGGGAAAUUAAAUCAUGGAUCGAUACGCGCCGUGCUGGGCCAGGUGAGCUGACGGCGCACUGUGCCGGCCCUAGGAAGGUUGCUUACUGCGAGCUGUACGAUCAUGGUGAUGCGACGUUCACGCUGAACGUGAAACCACAGGAACCGGGCCGACAUACGCUAACGAUCAAGUACGGUGGACAGCAUGUGCCCGGGUCACCGUACACGCUCCGGGUGGUUGGUGCGCCGGACGCUAGUAAGGUGCGUGUUUACGGGCCCGGAAUCGAGCACGGUGUGUUGGCCACGUUCCAGUCAAGGUUUAUCGUGGACACGCGGGGUGCCGGCGCAGGACAGCUGACGGUGCGUGUCAGAGGACCCAAGGGUGCGUUCCGGGUUGAGAUGCAGCGCGAAAGUCAAAAGGAUCGGACCAUCCUGUGCAAGUACGAUCCCACCGAACCGGGUGACUAUCGGGUGGAGGUAAAGUGGGCCGGCGAGCUCGUCCCCGGAUCACCCUUCCCCGUGCUAAUCUUCGACACACAGGAGGAGCUGAAACGAUUUCUACAUGGAAACUGAAA
Molecule: messenger RNA, 8638 nt
Organism: Anopheles maculipalpis
Lineage: Eukaryota; Metazoa; Arthropoda; Insecta; Diptera; Culicidae
Gene: jbug
Product: filamin-C
Exons: 16
Coding region: 12-8636 (2874 amino acids)
Biological process (GO): actin cytoskeleton organization
Molecular function (GO): actin filament binding
Source: RefSeq, a predicted model, not a curated record